GCGCGCGAGCCCGGAACCCUGUGGGGCAGGACCGUGGGUUCCAUUGGUAUGAAAGUGAUCAGAUGAGAAAGAACUAAACUUGACCAUCUCCGUAGUGACUGGAGUUGAUGGGCAGAGGCGGAGCGAAACGCAUAGGCACCCUGGCCAAUCGGUGUCUAAAGUGGUCGGGGAGCCCCGGCAGAGAACGCGGAGCGAGGGCUGCGCGGUCACCUGCCGCGGGGUCUGGUGGGAGGAGCGCUCACCGGCCGGUCGCGCUUCCUGUUUCCGGUUCCCGGAGUCUGGCACAGCCAAGCGCCUGAGAGAUCGCCGGCCUGUGACACGAGCUGUGGGACUGGGGUCUGCGGCUGGUCGCUGGUGGUCCAGGCUCCGGCUCUCAGAAGGACAUUCGCCUGGGAGUUCUGCCUUUCCUUCUCUGUUUGCCCGCGACACAAGGAUGUUCACCUUCUAUAACUGCUGGAGGACUGAACUAUUACUACUACUUCUCCUGGCUGUGGCAGUGAAACAAUCCCUGCAGGCCGAAGAAAAAUCUUGUGACUUGGUGGGAGAAAAAGAUAAAGAAUCAAAGAAUGAGCAAGCUCUACUGACAAGGCUGAAACCAUUAUUUAACAAAAGCUUUGAGAGCACUGUGGGCCAAGGCUCUGACACAUACAUGUACAUAUUCCGGGUGUGCCGGGAAGCCAGUAACCACAGUGCUGGAGCAGGCCUGGUGCAGAUCAACAAGAGCAAUGGGAAAGAGACAGUGGUGGGGAGGCUCAAUGAGACUCAUGUCUUCAACGGAAGUAAUUGGAUCAUGCUGAUCUAUAAAGGGGGUGAUGAAUAUGACAACCACUGUGGCAAGGAGCAGCGGCGUGCAGUGGUGAUGAUCUCUUGCAAUCGACACACCCUUGCGGACAAUUUUAAUCCUGUAUCUGAGGAGCGAGGUAAAGUCCAGGAUUGUUUCUACCUCUUUGAGAUGGAUAGCAGUUUGGCCUGUUCCCCAGAGGUCUCCCACCUCAGUGUGGGCUCUAUCUUACUUGUCAUAUUUGUAUCACUGGUUGCUGUCUACAUCAUUGGGGGUUUCUUGUAUCAGCGACUAGUGGUAGGAGCCAAAGGAAUGGAGCAGUUUCCCCACUUAGCCUUCUGGCAGGAUCUUGGCAACCUAGUAGCAGAUGGUUGUGACUUUGUAUGCCGUUCUAAGCCCCGCAGUGUGCCUGCUGCCUACCGAGGUGUGGGAGAUGACCAGCUUGGGGAGGAGUCAGAAGAAAGGGAUGAUCAUUUAUUACCGAUGUGAUUGUGCUUUGAAUGUCCAGCCUCUUGUCCCCCAGACCAAAGCAUACUCAACCAGGUUUCUUACACAUCUCCUCCCCUUAUCUCACCUGGCCUUUAGUAGCACCUUGCUUUCCAGUUUGCUUUGCAUUUGCAUCCUCUUCUAUCUGCCUUCCCUGUGCUCCUGGUUUUGUUUUCUAGAGGUACAGUUAGAAGAUACAGGAAGCAGGGCCUGUGAAAACAGGCUACUGCACUACGGUUACCAGAAGGUACAAGACAAGAAAUUUGGGCAAAAGGGUCACCGGCCCUGUGUUUCUUUUUUAACACACUAUCAUAAUUUCUUGAGACACUGGAUUUAAUUAAAAAAAAUCAAAGGAACAUUAUUUAUACAGGCCUGAUGGCGUUCAUGCUAGAACUCUACAGUAGUCUCCAUGAGAAUCUGGAUGUAUGUAACUUCUAGCUGCUUUGCAGUGAUUACUUGGUUGGAAUCCAAGUACUCCAUUUGGUCUGGGCCUGAUGUUCUAGACUUGGGGUUACAAUAGGAAAAAUGUGAAACUUCCCAGUUACAGAACUGUAAGAUACCACACUUGUGGGUAAUGGGUGACUCUGCAACUGAAUUGGGGCUUGGGGUACAGUCUUGUGGUUCAUCACUCUGUCUGUAGCCAAAAUGCCUAACGCAAUAAUCCAGUCCUUAGGCAAGAGAGUUCCGACCACUCUCCUGUGCUCCAAAGGUUCCAGGAGUAGGCAGUAUGUUUACUUUACGGUGGAAUUUCCUUUUUGGUGUUUCUCUCCUGUUUGUAGUAGAAGCUGGCAAAGCUGUUCUUACCCUCUCACUAGUAUUUCCAAACACAUACUGCACUUUUUCACUGGCAUGUGGUUUUGCUUUUUCCUCUCAGCCUUCUGGAAAGGAGAUGGAAGCAGGAAUGGGACACACAGGCUCUGCAGUCCACUCUUCUGGCUGCAGAUGCUGUUGCAGCUCCUGUCCCUGCUGCUGGCUCAGGGAAGUAUGUCUUGCCCACAUUUCUGUGGGAAAAGUUUUUAAUCCUCUGAUACUUCUGUCUUUCUGUGUAGGCCAUGUACCCAGAAUCCCGGGCUGAUCUUCCUAUAAUAGUGAACCCUGGGCCACUAAAGAGUAACAUGGCUCCACUGGACACCAGAAGGAUGGAACCAAUAGGCAGGGGCCUUUUAUAAGCCUUUAGAGAAGAAAAUGGCAUUCUUUCACCUUUGGACUUUUCAGUACUAUUAAUGGUUUUGUGGGCUUUCUCUUUUCUUUCUGAAUAGGAAAACUAAUGUUAUAAAAGCAUCUUUUUUAUUUGCAUCCUUCUCCCAUAUCCUGUGUUUUGAAAUGAAAAAAGGAAUGAUAUACCACUUUUUGUACAAAAACACUUAAUAAUUAAAAAACAGUAAAACA
Messenger RNA from Cavia porcellus (domestic guinea pig), 2656 nucleotides. It is a transcript of the gene M6pr, whose product is annotated as mannose-6-phosphate receptor, cation dependent. Gene Ontology annotation, biological process: protein targeting to lysosome. Gene Ontology annotation, cellular component: trans-Golgi network; Golgi apparatus; endosome. Lineage: Eukaryota; Metazoa; Chordata; Mammalia; Rodentia; Caviidae. Bases 434 to 1270 code for a protein of 278 amino acids. The transcript is spliced from 7 exons. The record is from RefSeq and is a predicted model, not a curated record. Gene Ontology annotation, molecular function: protein domain specific binding.